Dreissena polymorpha is the source of this 1238-nucleotide messenger RNA. Its product is annotated as monocarboxylate transporter 14-like. NCBI's taxonomy places the organism in Eukaryota, Metazoa, Mollusca, Bivalvia, Myida, Dreissenidae. Gene Ontology annotation, molecular function: transmembrane transporter activity. Gene Ontology annotation, biological process: transmembrane transport. The transcript has 5 exons. The record is from RefSeq and is a predicted model, not a curated record. The coding region runs from base 1 to 1074 and encodes 357 amino acids.
AUGGCAAGUUUGGGAAUGUCGCCGCUUCUUAUAUCGUCCGUUUCGGUAACGGCCAAACAUUUUGAUGGCCAUGGACAGUUGCUUGUCAUUUUGUCAGUUUUAUCGACGGGGUCAGCAACGGGAGGAUCUAUCUACCCUUUUAUUAUUUCUUGGUUAGACGAUCUGUAUGGAUAUCCAGGAAUAUUCUUGAUUUGUGGUGCCGUGUCAUUGAAUACAUUUGCGUUGGUCAUACUUUGGGAACCUGUUGAACAACCAAACUUUAAAACUAAACAAACUGCUACCACCGGUCAUCACAAAGAGAUCAAUCGUAUAAACGUCAGUGUUGUUACAGUGCCCGAUAUCAGGGUCGCCUACGACAACUCCAGAUUCAAAAUUGACGACAUUGCAUCAGAUCGAGCAGAUGACCAGACACGCACAGAAACAAAAUCAAAUGCAGAUGUCAAUGGCACUAUGCAGACAGUGGACUGUCUCAAUAAUAAUGUUCUAACCGGACCCAAAUCAACUGACCUAACACUACGUAGCAGUAUACAUUGUACUGUUUUCAUCGUUGAUUUAUACCAAGACAGAGGUUCAACUAAGAAAGAAGCUUCCUUUGGUCUUAUAGCACUCAAUCUGUGUGGCGGUCUUGGCCGAUUGAGUCCCGGCUUCAUAAUGAAAAUACCAGGAAUGACUACCCUUGGUGUUCCAAUCAUUGCCUGUGUUCUACUCGGUAUAGGUAUUUUGUGCGCUGUGUUCGUACCUGGCAUAGGUCUGUUGAUUUUGUCAUCUUGUGUGACAGGUUUUGCAAUUGGAAUACUGGUAGCAUCGCUCAAUGUGACAACUGCAAGUCUCGUUGGAAUAAAGCAUUUGGGGAACGCCAUCGGAAUUAUUUGUACAGUGAACGGGAUCGGAACUGCAAUAUCGGGUCCUGUAGCAGGUUACAUUCGUGACGUUACCUCCGGUUAUAAGCUACCUCUUCUUGCGGCGUUUUGUACUGCAUGUGUUGCACUAACGUUUAUGUGCAUUAGUAACAGCCUGCAGGCGAAGAAUUCUCGCGGAAAAACAUCAGGGGAAACUAUAAACGUUCCGGUAUAACUUAUGUGUUUGUGGAUAGAUUUUCGCAUACUCAUACUGUAAAUACACAUGCACCAAAUUGGGCGACAGAGACAAACUUGCCAUGUUGCCCAAGGCAGCAUAACUUAUCAUUGAAAAGGAUAAACAGUACUGUGGCAUAUUAUGCUGCUCAUGGAUGUUUGAAA